Penicillium vulpinum is the source of this 1635-nucleotide messenger RNA. Its product is annotated as elongation of very long chain fatty acids protein. Gene Ontology annotation, molecular function: fatty acid elongase activity. Gene Ontology annotation, biological process: fatty acid elongation, monounsaturated fatty acid; fatty acid elongation, saturated fatty acid; sphingolipid biosynthetic process. NCBI's taxonomy places the organism in Eukaryota, Fungi, Ascomycota, Eurotiomycetes, Eurotiales, Aspergillaceae. Gene Ontology annotation, cellular component: endoplasmic reticulum membrane. The transcript has 2 exons. Bases 1 to 1635 code for a protein of 544 amino acids. The record is from RefSeq and is a predicted model, not a curated record.
AUGCACGACUUCACCGUGCCCACCAAAUUUGGCCAGGCGAUUGUUCGCAUUGCCUUCCCUCCCGCCUCGCUCCUCGCCUUCCCCCCUAAAGAACUUCCAGUGACCAUCCCCGCGCCUCACAUCGAUUCGCCGACAUGGAAACAGCCCUUCAACAUCCCGAAUGAUCUAUACACCAAGGUCCUGGACGUCCGACUACCAAUCACAAUCGCCAGUGUCUACGCGAUCACUGUGAUCCUGAUCAAUCGCAUCAACAAGAGUCGCGGAUAUAAGCCAUAUGCGUUCAGCAACACCCGCUUGUUUAAGCUGUUCGUUGUUCUCCAUAAUGUCUUCCUAGCCGUGUACUCCGCAUGGACCUUCGUGGGCAUGUUCCAGGCCUUCAGCGGCUCUUUCCCGGACAGCGACGAUCCCCACGGAGUGGUUGGACUUGUGGAUUCCCUAUGCAAGAUCAACGGACCCCGCGGUUACGGCAACGCCGCGAUUUACAGCCCCAUCACUGACGAGUGGUCAAUUCCCAACCCCGCCUUCCACCUUACCAAUGGCAUGCCAGACCCCACAGAUGCUGGUCGUCUGUGGAACCGGGGCUUGGCUUACUUUGGCUGGUUCUUUUAUCUGUCCAAGUUCUACGAGGUUGUCGACACCGCCAUCAUCCUUGCCAAGGGCAAGAAGAGCUCCACUCUGCAGACUUACCACCAUGCGGGAGCUAUGAUGUGCAUGUGGGCUGGUAUCCGCUACAUGGCAGCUCCGAUCUGGAUCUUCUGUCUCGUUAACUCGGCCAUUCACGCUAUGAUGUACACCUACUAUACCAUCACUGCUCUCCGCAUUCGUGUCCCUAAUGCUAUCAAGCGCAGCUUGACCACCAUGCAAAUCACCCAGUUCGUCUUCGGAACCAACAUGGCCGCUGCCUAUCUAUUCGUCCACUACACUGUCCCCUACCCAUCUGGUAGCGCCGCCCUGCAACAGCUGAACAAUGCCGCUUCCGCCGCCGCCUCUGCCACCGCCGAGGUUGGUUCGAUCUCUUGGUUGAAGAAGCUUGCAUUCCGGGCUGCAGGCGCAGAAGGAAUUGCCGAGAACGUGGGCAAUACUUUCAACGCCGCCCCUGUCCAGCAGACUGGCUACACCCAGCAAAUGGUGACCUGUGCGGACACCACCGGACAGGGAUUCGCCAUCUGGCUGAACGUCUUCUACCUCCUUCCCCUCACCUACCUCUUCGCGCGCUUCUUCGUCCGCUCCUACCUGAACCGCAAGGACUCAGGAGUGAAACAGCCCACGCACAUGGAGGCCGCUGAGAAGGCCGGGAUGGAUGCUUUGAAGAGUCUGAGCCGUGAGAUCCGCAAGGCCGCCAUUGAGGGCGAGACCAGCGAGGUUACCACCGAUGAUGAAGUCAUCAAAUCUCAGGCACAGAAGAUCGUUGAUAAAGUCACCACUCCUGACUCGCCGAUCCGUACCCGCUCGGCUGCUGCUUCCAAGGCAAAGGCUGUCUCGGCGUCGGUCAAUCGGUCGGAUUCGGAAGAGGGCUUUGCUAAGGUCCCCACCAAGAAGGGAGCCAAGAAGCAAAAGAUCGAAAAGGAUUCUCCCUCCAGUAGCCCAAACCCAAAUGGUGAGAAUCCAUUCGGAGUAUUGGAUAACAAUGCUUAA